AUGGAAUUUGGAGGUUUGAUUGAAUAUCUUGAGAACAAGACUAUUUUAAUAACUGGAGGAGCUGGCUUUGUUGCCAAAAUCUUUGUGGAGAAAAUUUUAAGGAGUCAACCAAAUGUGAAGAAGAUUUAUGUUCUUUUAAGAGCUUCAGAUUCCAACUCAGCACGACAUCGUUUCAAAACACAGGUGAUGGAAAAGGAAUUGUUUAGGUUACUAAGGGCAAAAUGGGAAAAGAAGUUUGAUUCAUUUAUAUGGGAAAGAGUGGAAGUUGUGUGUGGUGACAUUAGUGAUGAAAACUACUUAUUAGGCAUCAAAAAUUCCAAUUUGAGGGACCAAAUGUUCAAAGAUGUUGACUUUAUAGUCAACUGUGCUGCAACAACUGAUUUCUUUGAGAGGUAUGAUGUAGCUCUGGCCACUAAUACAAUUGGAAUUUUAAAUCUUUUGAGUUUUGCAAAGAAGUGCAUUAAACUAAAGAAGCUACUCCAUUUGUCAACUGCUUACGUAAGCGGUGAAAGAGAUGGAAUAGUACCAGAGAAAGCAUUCGAGUUUGGUGAAACAUUAAAGAAAACUUUCACCAAACUUGAUUUUGAAAUCGAACAUGAACUAGCCACACACAAAUUGUCUCAACUUCGAGAAAACGAAGCUUCGGAAGCAACCAUCAAUGCCACAAUGAGAGAAUUUGGAAUUGAAAGUAUUAUUAGGGCAAACCAUUUUGGAUGGCCAAAUACAUAUGUAUUUACAAAAGCAAUGGGAGAAAUGUGCUUAGAACAAUUCAAAGAAGAUGUCUACACUGUCAUACUACGUCCCACAAUGAUUUUAAGCACUUAUAAAGAACCAUUUCCUGGUUGGAUCGAAGGACUUAGAACCAUAGAUAUCAUAAUUGCUAGCAUUGGAAAAGGAAAAAUGUCAUUCUUCUUGGGCAAACCUACUUUGAUAGUUGACUUGAUACCAGCAGAUAUGGUGGUAAAUGCAAUGAUUUUGGGGAUGGUAUUUGGUGAAAAUGGAAUGAUUUAUCAUGUUGGAAGCUCCAUCAAAAAUCCUAUUUAUGUUUCUCAAGCUUAUGAUUAUGUGUAUAAUUAUUUCACUGAAAAUCCACUUUUUGAUCAUAAAGAAGAAAAGCCAAUCAUAGUAACCAAAGUCAAACUUUUCCAACAUAUUUUCACUCUAAACAUCUACAUGGCCAUUCGAUUCCUCCUACCUCUGAAGAUACUGCAAAUGGUGGCCAACAUACCAUUUUUGAGAUGUUACAAAGAUGUUUAUGCCAAAAACAUGAAGAAACUUCAGACAGUAAUGCGUUUCAUACAAAAAUUCAAACACUUUGCCUUAUUCAAUGGGAUAUUUGAGGAUACAAAUUCUGAAAGGCUAAGAGAAGAAUUGAUCAAAGGGAGUGGCAAUUUGGAAAUAAUGGAAGCAUUCAAUUUUGAUCCCAACUCCAUUGAUUGGGAAGAUUAUAUUAUCAAUACUCACAUUCCUGGCCUCAUAAAAUAUGUUAUUAUUUAAAUGAUAUAUUAAAUUCUCUGUAUUUUCUAAAGUAUACUAGAAGAUAAUAAUAAUAUGCUAUAAUAAGCUCAAAAUAAAACAUAAUAAAAUACUCUUAUUGGAGGUAACAUUAUGAAUAAAUAUGUUGGGUCUUGUGUUUAAUUAAAACUCUAUUUUAAUGUAAUCUUGAACUUUAUUAUCAAUAAAAAUAUGGGAAUUAUAU
Cannabis sativa is the source of this 1699-nucleotide messenger RNA. RefSeq names its product fatty acyl-CoA reductase 1. Bases 1 to 1497 code for a protein of 498 amino acids. Gene Ontology annotation, molecular function: alcohol-forming very long-chain fatty acyl-CoA reductase (NADP+) activity. The record is from RefSeq and is a predicted model, not a curated record. The transcript has 10 exons. Gene Ontology annotation, cellular component: intracellular membrane-bounded organelle. Gene Ontology annotation, biological process: suberin biosynthetic process; long-chain fatty-acyl-CoA metabolic process. Lineage: Eukaryota; Viridiplantae; Streptophyta; Magnoliopsida; Rosales; Cannabaceae.